Tarenaya hassleriana is the source of this 393-nucleotide messenger RNA. RefSeq lists its product as uncharacterized. Lineage: Eukaryota; Viridiplantae; Streptophyta; Magnoliopsida; Brassicales; Cleomaceae. Bases 51 to 260 code for a protein of 69 amino acids. The record is from RefSeq and is a predicted model, not a curated record. The transcript has a single exon.
CCAAAUAUCAUCACUGCAACAAAAACCCUAGGAAACACAUACAUAAAAUCAUGUCGGAUUGGGGACCGGUGUUAGUGGCUGUAAUAUUGUUUGUAUUGUUAACGCCGGGACUUCUGUUUCAGCUGCCGGGACGAAAUAGAUGCGUCGAGUUUGGUAAUUUUCAGACAAGUGCGCCCGCUGUCAUCGUCCACUCGCUUCUCUACUUCGCCCUCGUUUGCGUAUUCACCCUCGCCGUCAAGAUCCAUAUCUACGUCUCUUAGCACUCUUUACUACGUUUCUGUUUGAUCUAAAUUAAUAAAAAAUAAUAUGUUUUAAUUGUGAUUGAGUUCAAUCACUUGAUGACAAUGAUCAAAUGUAGUGUCGUGUGGAUCCUUGUUUUUGGAUUCUUAUGUC